This is a messenger RNA of Saccharomyces eubayanus, 3012 nucleotides long. It is a transcript of the gene PIP2, whose product is annotated as oleate-activated transcription factor PIP2. Gene Ontology annotation, molecular function: zinc ion binding; DNA-binding transcription factor activity, RNA polymerase II-specific. The transcript has a single exon. Gene Ontology annotation, cellular component: nucleus. The record is from RefSeq and is a predicted model, not a curated record. The coding region runs from base 1 to 3012 and encodes 1003 amino acids. Lineage: Eukaryota; Fungi; Ascomycota; Saccharomycetes; Saccharomycetales; Saccharomycetaceae. Gene Ontology annotation, biological process: positive regulation of transcription by RNA polymerase II.
AUGUAUUUAAAUGGCCCCCCAUCACCGACAAUGAGCAGCAUUAGUAAAAAGAGGAAUAGGCUCUCCUUCGUUUGUCAAGCCUGCAGAAAAGCCAAGACCAAGUGUGACCAGGAGAAACCUCGAUGUGGCAGAUGCAUCAAACAAAACUUGUUUUGUAUAUACGAUGUUGCCAGACAAAAGGCCCCUAGAAACCCAAAUAAAGAUGCUACCAUAGCGAGAUUGAAGAAGGAGAUUCGCUACUGGAGAAACAAAACCGUGGACCUGACACAAGAGAAGAAAGAUUUCUACACGGCAUUAAACAGAUCAACCGAGGAACCGAGCAAAAGUGUUAAAAGGAUGGGCAAAAGCUCUCUAAAUAACACCUUUCCAAUAAGUCUAUAUAAGACCCAUCCCAGAUUGAUUAUGACCAAGGUAAUGAAAAGGGAGAUCAACCCUUUGUCAGAGAAAUACUUGAUAUUUCAAGAUACAUUUCUCAAAACCCUAAUUGCUUCUGUACUUUUGAAUUCGUCCAGAAAUUCCAUGAUCCCUGCUUUAAAUGCCGAUAUCAGUAGCUCGAGGACACAACCAUGCGUGAGAAAUAAUGUAGUGAAAAUGAGGGAUGUUCUUUUGAAAAAUUCGAAGUACGAAUCACAAAGAAAGUCCAUCAAUCAGUUUACUGAUAGGCUUUUACAGAAAAAGGAUCCAGAAGAACAAGCGGCGAUAAAUAAUGUGAUUUCUUUGCUCUACAGUAACAAUGAAUCAUCAUAUCUGGAGGAUACAUGCUCUUCCGAAAACGAUUAUUCUGAUUUAUUGAAAAACUACAUUACCGAAAUCGAAAAGACAAUCCCCCCAAAGGCCAUUACAGAACUAUACGUUUCUCAUUUUUUUGAGCAUAUUUAUCAUUUAAUACCUUUUGCAAACAAAGAAAUGUUUGAAGAGUCUAUUCAUAUAACUGUACAGUAUGACGAAUUCGAGAAGGUACGGUUGUCCAUGGGGACAACUCUCUUGCGAAAUAAAAUGGAAAAUUUAUGCAUUUUACUAUUAAUACUGAGAAUAUCUUAUAUCUCUUUGAAGUUUAUAGAAGAAAAGAUUGAAGACUACAGCCCUUAUAUCACUAAAAAAAUGUUAGAGCAAUAUCCCAUACAAAGCAAAAUAAUUUUCUUAUCGCAGCAGAUACUUGCAUCUGAAAACUGGUGUGCGUGCGCUAAUGAGAACACUAUUUCAUGCUUACUUUAUAUUUGGUCGGCAUUUGUUUUCUCCCCAACUGAGGGUGACUUUUUAUUAGAGCAACCAUCCGAUAUUAUUAUCAACCUUGUAAUUAUAAUAGGGACGUCCAUUGGAUUACACCGUGAUCCGUCCGACUUUCCAGCCUUGAAUCAUCCCGAAGUCUCAGACAAAAGGCUGCUAAAUUUAAGAAGAAUACAAUGGCUAUCAAUUAUUUCUAUGGCAUCUCUGGAGUCGAGUUUAAAAGGUAGGCUAUUGGUAUCUCCCCUUUCUAUGAUUGAUCUUUUCAUAAAUGUUCGAGAUCCAAAUUGCGUAGAAAUCUAUAAAGGAAGAGUCAAGAAGGAUUUAACAGGUUCCGAAUCAGAUGAACAACUGCUAGAAAUUCAUGAAGUAUUUUUCUACCGAGCUCAGUUGGCACUAUUCUUAUCUGAUUUGAACAAUAUAACUAUAUCAUACAGUGGUUCAGUCCCAAUGGAUACGUUAGAAACCUUGCGUAUUAAAGCCAAUGAGCUGUUAAGGAACAAAUUUCAAUUAAGGAAUGUGGAUAUAAAUAUCUCCGAUGAAGAGAGGACGUUUCAGAAAUUGAGCUUUAAUUCAGUUUUGAACUCAAUAAGUCUGUCAGGUCAAAUUUUAGGUAAACUGAUGAUGCUAAGAGCUUCAAUAGCCUUGAUGUUAUAUUUCGAAACACUUGCAAUGGAAAGAAGCGAAUGUUUGCCUUUCUUUUACAAAUAUUUUUUUCAAUGUUGUGCAGAUACCAUUUCUUUGAUGAGAUUUUUUUUGUUAUAUUUCAAUGGCAGUUAUGAGAAAGUUCUUUCAUCUCUAGUGUGCUGUAUCACCACAAAAGUUAUACAAGUUGCAGUUCCCACCACAAUGUUCACCCUAUUAGUGAUUAUAAUGAGAGCGGAAUUGGCCAAGAAUAUGCUACUGAUAAAAUGUAACGAAUGCAAUGCCCGAGGAGACAUUAAUAACCUCCCCGAAAUUAAGGAAAAAAUCAAGUUCUUAGAUAUUAUCAAAGACAACUUCGAGAAACUUUUAUUAGAGGUAUAUCUUCUUGCCUCCCAACACCUGAGGUUCAAAUAUUUUUACAUUUUCAAAAUGCUUACCUUAUUUGAUGUAUUCAUCCAACGGUUAAGGAAAGGUCAGCUAUUUUCAGGAUUGUUUGUAAAAGUGAACAAAGAUCAAACUACGAAAAAAAUUGCCACAAUGCUGGAGUUAACUCUUGGUAUAAAUCUGGACAAGUCUGACCAUUUAAUCGAUAGAUUAAAAGGCAAAAAUCCUACUGUUAACUUUAGCCUUAACCAACUAAACCAAAUUCUCAAGGAGUUUGAUAAAAUAAGAAACAUUGGCACUACUGAUCCACACAAUUCUCUUAAUCUAUCAAAGCCGAACAUAAAGGAUAAUACACCCACAAUAGAGCUUUUACUCAACUCCACAAUGGAGAAACACAGUAAUGCACCAUCCUCAAGUUACUCAAAAGAAGCCGCUACCCUGGGUGGUACCUCGACUCGUGUGCCGGCGCAUAAUAGCGGUAACCACAGUGACGGUGAAAAAUUACCCUCUUUAACUUAUUCGAGUGAAAAUAGCUGUGAUGCACCUAACCUAAAUUUUGUCGCAGAAAACAAAGGCUAUAAUUCCAACGAUGCCAAUGCUAAUAAUGAUACCGCCGAUAGUGACAACACCAAGUCUUCUAGCAAUUUCAAGAGGCGCAACGACGCUCCUAUGCCUUCUUUGGAUGGAUUAAUGGAUGUCCCAGACAUCUUUGGCAGUCUUGAUUUCUUUGAUUAUGACCUUCUUUUUCAGAAUGACUAG